Molecule: messenger RNA, 1908 nt
Organism: Anopheles darlingi
Lineage: Eukaryota; Metazoa; Arthropoda; Insecta; Diptera; Culicidae
Product: NKAP family protein CG6066
Exons: 1
Coding region: 213-1826 (537 amino acids)
Biological process (GO): regulation of gene expression
Cellular component (GO): nucleus
Molecular function (GO): chromatin binding
Source: RefSeq, a predicted model, not a curated record
AAUGUGGAAUUACCAUUAUCAUCGAAAAUCUAGUAAUCUAUAAUUUUCUAGCCGUAAAGAAUCGCCGUUGUCAUCCACGCGACCUUUGCUGCGCUCGUCCACGGUUCGCUUGCUGGUCGCGCUGUUGUUGAUGUUUCGGUGACAGCUGCUUGCGGCUUCGAGCGCGAUUUACCGAAAAUCUUUCUGCUAAAUUUAGUAAAAACCGUGGAAUUAUGGGUCGUUCGAGAAGUCGGUCGCGUAGCCACAAGCGUAAAACCAAGAAACGGUCCCCAUCACGCUCGAGUUCAUCGGAGAGCAGCUCCUCUAACAGUGAUAGCGAUACAAGCAGCAGAAGCCGUUCCACCGGUCGAGAGAAAAGCAACACGAAGCACCAGCAUCAGCAUCAACAACAGCCAAGACGCGAAAGGGAAAGGCAGGGAUCACCGCCGCCGCCUCCGGUGAGACGCAAUCGGUCAACAAGCCGAGAACCUCGGCGUGACGAUUCUAAAACACAACGCAGCGGUAGGGAGCGCCAUUCGAGUCGCAAACAUUCUGCAUCUCCGGAUCAACGUAGGCGUUCCCCUAGGCGACGGCCAGACCACUCGCGCAGUCCCGCACGAGAGCGACGGGACAACUACCGAGAGCAGCACAGGGAGGAAUCACCGCGACACCGCCGUGAAGAAAGGCACCCACGAGAUCGACCAGAUGAUCAACGAAACCGAGAGCGCAGGGACGAAGAUCGGCAGAAUGGUGGCAGCCGAGAUCAGCGCGCUGAAAACAGCCGGCGACGACAACGCUCACGGAGUGUGGAUGAAAAACGUGCACAUUCCAGAGACCGUUCAAGACAUCCAAGUGAGCGGUAUCGGCAGCAACGGUACCGAGAGGAGUCGGCUGAACAGUCGAAUGACUACCAACGAGGGCAAACGAACCGUUGGAAACACGACAUGUACGAUGAUCAGGGCGGACCACAUCAUGCGGAUCGUAGUUACCGCCGAUCGAACCGUGACACGAUGAAUGAAGAGUUUAUGCGCUCACGACGGUUACAGCGUGAAAUCAUCGGCACCGAGGGCGUUCCGGAAGCUUGGGGCUCUUCCCCGUCCCCCAUCAACACCUCGGAUGAUGAGGAGAAAGCUACCUCGAAGCACAAAAAAUCGAAGGCGAAGGCGAAGAAAAAGUCCAGUAAAUCGAAAAAGGACAAAAAGAAGAAAAAAUCUUCCAAAAAAUCCAAAAAAUUCAAGAGCUCGCACAAGAAGAAGAAGAAGCGAAAGAGCAAGAAGGUAGCCGCAUCAUCAUCAUCAUCGUCCUCGUCGGCCUCCUCAUCGGAAUCUUCGUCCUCGUCCGGCGAUGAGGAGGAGGUGUGGAUCGAGAAAUCGGAAGCUCUCGAGAAGGAAGCCGCCAAGAAGAAGGCAUCCCGGGGCACGGCUGGUGGUGGGCUAUCGCUCAAAGAAACAGCGAGAGGUGAUGAGGGCGACGGGGACGGUGUCGUGGGGCCGGUGAAAUCCAGCGGAAAUCUCAACCAGAAGGAUUUCGGCCGUGCCCUGCUGCCCGGUGAAGGUGCGGCCAUGGCUGCCUACGUGACGGAGGGCAAACGUAUUCCACGUCGUGGAGAGAUCGGUCUUACCUCGGACGAGAUCGCCAACUUCGAGGAGGUAGGCUACGUAAUGAGUGGUAGUCGCCAUCGGCGCAUGGAAGCCGUCCGUAUUCGUAAGGAAAAUCAGAUCUAUUCGGCCGACGAGAAGCGGGCACUGGCCAUGUUCAGCAAAGAGGAACGGCAGAAGCGCGAAAACAAGAUCCUGACACAGUUCAAGGAGAUGAUCAGUGCAAAGUUGUCGGAGAAUAAAAAAUAACACGAUCAAACCAUCUCUCCACCUUGCACUUUUACCUUCAAUGGAAUAUUGUAGAUUGAAUUUUGAAAAAUAAAAAACUGGU